CUAAGCUGGAAAUUCUUCAUUGGCUGCUUUGAUUGCAUUUUGUGUCGAUCUUGAUUGUCCCAUUUAUAUCAACAAACAGUUAAUCAUCAUUUUUUCAACUAAGCACAGCAUUUAACAGAUAAAUACAGUGAAGUCUACAAGAAAAUGUCCAAAGUAGAUAAAAUAUAGAGGGUAUUCCAAAUUUGUCACUUUCAUUCCACUACAUGACCUUUACCAGUGGGGCUCCAACAUUAUGCCUAUCUUCAUUUCGAUUACUGUGGGUGUAACCAAAAUCCUUGAAAAUAUUUUGUUGCUCGUGUCCACAGCAAUCGUCCCCGAGAUACAAACAAAAGGGCCGCAGUGAAAAAAAAAUUAAAAGAUGAGCAGUGAAAACGAGGAGCAGAGAAAUCAAGAACCUGAGAGGAAAAGACACAGAAUUUGUCCCAUGGCAGAGAGCAGCAAUAAUGAAUCAUCAUCAGCUGUGACAAGAAUCCCUCUUGACCAUCUGUUUUCAAUCUUGCUGCUUCUGCCGAUUGAAUCAAUACUGUCCUUUUCCAUGACAUGUAAAAAGCUGAGAUCUUUGGCGGAUUCGGACUCGUUGUGGGAAUCUGUGUGCAGGAGGGAUUGGGGGAAUGGCCCUGUUGAAGCACUCAAAGCUUCGAAUGGUCUGCCAUGGAAGAAGUUGUACCAGCAAGUUUAUGAGUUGGACUCUCUCUUCUGUCAUAGACUAUUGGCUGAGGGAGCUGAGGGUGGGCCCACACCUAGAGCUUCCCAUUCUCUCAAUUGGGUUUCUGGAUGCUUGGUUCUCUUUGGUGGUGGCUGCUCUGGAGGCAGGCACUUAGAUGACACAUGGGCAGCAUACACAGGCAAUGGUUUGAGAACAUCACUAAAGUGGCAGAAGAUGAACUCAGGCAUACCAAGUGGUAGGUUUGGCCACUCGUGUGUUGUAGUUGAUGACCUUCUCAUCCUCUUCGGAGGGAUCAAUGACCAUGGUGUCCGUCAGACGGACACGUGGAUUGGCCAGAUGGCAGUCGACUUGAAGCACGGGAUCACCAUGUCAUGGAGGCUGCUGGAUGUCGGCCCCAUCUCCCCGCCACCGAGGGGCGCUCACGCUGCGUGCUGCAUUGGCUGCCGGAGCAUGCUUGUCCACGGUGGCAUUGGCCUGUCGGCCCAAAGGCUGGAUGACACGUGGAUCCUCCAACUCUCCGAGGACCUCUGCUGCGGGACGUGGACGGAAGUCGUUGCUGCUCAGCCGUGUCCCUCAUCAAGGUCGGGACACACACUGACGCAUAUAGGCGGGACGCAGACGAUCUUGUUUGGAGGGCGGGGGAACGGGUUUGAAGUGCUGAACGACAUGUGGUUGUUCGAUGCAUCGGAUGAACAUCACCAGAGGUGGACGCAGUUGCUAUUCGAGAGGCACAACAUGCCUCAGGGAUUCCCCCUGCCACGGGUGGGGCACUCGGCCAGCCUCAUCAUCGGACGCCGCCUCCUCAUAUAUGGAGGUGAGGAUUCUUACAGACAUAGGAAGGAUGAUUUCUGGGUUUUGGACAUAAGCUCCAUGCCUUGUGUGAGAAUGCAGCGUCCAACCAUUCUUAAGCAGGAUAGAGUGUUUAGAAGAAUGUGGAAAAGGGUCGAGUCUAAGGGGGAGAAGCCUAAGAGUAGAUCAUUUCAUGGGGCUUGUGUUGAUGCUUCCGGCCGUUUCUUGUACGUCCACGGUGGGAUGGUUAAUGGCGUGAUCCAGCCGGCCGACUCAUCAGGGCUCGGGUUCGACGGGGAGUGUUUUGUGGUGGAUCUCCUCCUCCAGCCAUAAGUUAGGAGAUUUGGUUUGUGAAUCCUAUGAUUUCUGUGUCCUAAGGUAGGAGGAAUAUGAAAGAUUCAAGAACUUCCGUUAA
Salvia hispanica is the source of this 1871-nucleotide messenger RNA. Its product is annotated as Kelch repeat-containing F-box family protein. Gene Ontology annotation, molecular function: protein binding. NCBI's taxonomy places the organism in Eukaryota, Viridiplantae, Streptophyta, Magnoliopsida, Lamiales, Lamiaceae. The record is from RefSeq and is a predicted model, not a curated record.